CUCCAUAAAUAAAUUAAAUGAUGAGUUUGGUUUGGACCUGUUCCGUUUGGAAAGUGCCAUGAGAUGAUGAGAUGAGAAUGAUUUUAAAGCGCAGGGUUCUGUGGGGACGGCCGCUGCAGCCUGACCUCCUGAAGGAGAACGCUUGAUUUGCUGACAGAUAUGGAGUACAGUCUGAUGUCUGUAUGCUAAUUGCACCAAAGUUGACGGGUUACACUUUCUUCUUCACGAUGCGGCGAGUAAAUAUGAGAGUUACAAUGUUCUCCAGGGCGAUCAUUUUCCUGGUAGGGGCUGUGUUUAUCUGCCAUCAGGUCCUUGCAACAGAGGUCUUCAUUGCCGAGCUGAUGGUGGAGAGUAACGUCACACUGGAGGCUCAGACUAUCCUGACGGCUUUGAAUGGGACGAGUGACAUCACAGUGAACAAUAACAAAGUGACCGUCUCAGAACCUCAACUGAUUGCAGAGUGCCUAAUUGUUGGAGAUGAAACCACUUGCAACUGCUCGGCCGGAUACAUUUGGAGCAACGAAGUGUGCUACUCUUUCAGCUGUUGCCGUGAAACAAUUUGCAGCAGGAACGUGUCCCUGAUCACACCGCUGUGUGUUGCUAAAACCAAAGUUGAUAUCAAUGGAACAAUUACAGGAGUCACCUGGGACUCUUCAAAACAAAAUAUGCUUGUAUCUCUCCUCGGACAACUGAACGGCUUUGAGGGGCUGAAUGUAACCGCACAGAGGGAAGGAAACACAGUUGUUGAGUUUGAGUCAGCAGUCAGCGUCAGAUUAAACACUUCUCGACUUCAAGAAAUAGUGACUGAAGUGGAGACAAAACUCACUGGAAAACUUCUGGUCGACACUUCAGGAAUGGUCACCAUAAAGUCCCCCGAGACAACAGUGUGCUAUGAGUCCUCUCAAAAUCUGACUUGCAGUUUUGAGGAGGAGACGGACAGCGCCGUCUGGAACAUGAGCAACUCCAGGCAGCACUUUCAGCUCAACACUGGCAGCGUUGUAGCUCUGAGCAGCAAAUGCACGGCUGAGAAAUACAAGUCCUGCAUUACAGUUACACUCAAAAAAGUGACAGAAAUCUGGUCAGGUACAUACGUGUGUGGAUUCACUCGCGGCUCGCUCACACACAAAGCAAAGACCAGUUUGAGAGUGGCACUGCUCCCUGAUGUGAUCACCAUGACGAUCAAACCUCUGACUGUAGACUGUUCUUCGAAGGACAAUCAGGGUCAUUAUCCUGUUUCUUUGCCAGUUUGCGCCACUGCCACCAUCUCAAACACCUCUGAGAGCUUUCAGGUUUUGUGGAGCUACACGGGCAAAGAUAAGGGGAUCUCAACUUACACAUCUGAUGGAGAUUAUCUGAUCUAUGAGUUCAAGGGUCAGAUCGACUGUGUGGAAACCAGAGACGCACAAGUUAUUAAUGUCACCUUUAUUAACACGAAGGAACAAGAAAAAAAAGCAAGCGUGAACGUCCCAGUUAUUUAUAAGGGGGCUGAUUUUUGCCCUGAGGUGGAGGCAGAUGGAUCUAUUUGGCCGAAAACCCCGUCCAAAGACACGGUGAUUAACAGAACCUGUCCGCAGGGCCGGGUCGGCUACACCUCACGCACAUGUGGUGAAACGGCCUGGGAGGACGUGUACAACUCCUGCGUCAACGAAGAGCUGAACAAAGUUGUUAAUGCAGCAGAUAACUUCCUGAAGGGACUCGGGGCGACCCAGGAGGUGGCGAUGGAUAUCUUCCAAGGACUCAAGAACAGCUCUCUGCAGGAAUCUGGUGAAGGAGAAACGAUGGCCGACGUGUCCGCAUCCAUCAGGGUUCUGAAUGUGAUGGCGUCUGCAUCAGAAAAUGUUGUCUUGCAGGACGAUGUCCUUCCUGAUUUCACUGAGGCAGCGAGCAACAUGUUGAACAAUACCUGGAACAGUGUCAACAAGUCUGUUGUUGAGAACAUGUCAUCAAACUACCUUCAGUCUGUGGAGGAUCUGGUGAAGAACAUCAGGUUCAACCAAAGCAGAGGGGACAGAGGAUUCGAAGAAGAAAAGUUAGACCUCAGAUUCUGUUUGAGUAGUGACUGUAAUGUGACCGUGUUUGGCAUCGACGUGAACCUUAACAUGACCGGCGGACAACUGAAAGCUGUUGCUGUGAAAAAUCUGACGGAUAAGUUAAAAAACAACUUCAGCCCCAGUAAACCUUCCAGCCUGUUGAUCUCAGUCACACAAGAGAACAAAACUAAUUUGACAUUUAUCAGACUGGUCUUCCCCAAGGAGCAGCGCAGUCGCACUGUACCCUCCUGUGUCUUCUGGGACACCAAAAAUGAAAAGUGGUCAACAGAAGGAUGCAAAGUCUCGAAAGAUGGAAACGACACAGUCUGCGAGUGCACCCACCUGACUUCAUUCGCUGUCCUUUUUGCCAAGAGUGACGUCUCGACUUAUGUCUUAGAUAUGAUCACUAACGUGGGCCUGGGUGUGUCAGUCUGCUCCCUGCUGAUCUUCCUCAUCAUUGAGUCUCUAGUGUGGUCGGCUGUGGUCAAGAGCAACCUGUCACAUUUCCGUCACACGGCGCUGGUGAACAUCGCCCUCUUCCUCUUGCUCGCCGACUGCUGUUUCUUGGCUUCCACUGAGCCAACGAGUCUCAGCAGCACCAUGUGCCUAGUUUUCACUGUAGGCAAACACCUGUUUUACUUAGCCAUGUUCAGCUGGAUGCUGUGCAUGAGCGUCAUGCUCGUCCACCAGCUCAUCUUUGUCUUCAGCCCACUGAGGAAAAGAGUCUUUAUGUUCCUCUCCAGCAUCGUAGGCUACGUUUGCCCAAUCCUCAUCGUGGGAUCGAGCUAUGUGUACUGCAAAUAUACCAAUACAGAGUACUUUGAUCCAGACACAUGCUGGCUGCAAUACGACAGCCUCUUGAGGGGCUCCAUGCACGCUUUCAUCCUACCAGUGGGAACCGUUAUCCUGACCAAUCUCUUUUCCAUGGUGGUCGUCAUUCUGACUCUGACAAAGUCAUCUGUCCCUGACGGCAGCAAAGCAGAUGACAAGGAAACAGCCAAAAGCAUCCUUAAAGUGGUGGUUUUCCUGACGCCCGUCUUUGGAGUGACAUGGGUUAUUGGCUUCGCUCUGCUCAUUAUUGAUAAAACCGAGCCCAUGUAUCAAGUUGCUCUCUACAGCUUCACCAUCCUCAACUCCUUCCAGGGCCUUCUCAUUUUGAUAACAGGGUGUAUUGCAGAGGUGAAGGUGCGGGAGGAACUGUUGAAGCUCAUCAUGGCAAAAUCCAGCAGAGGAAAAAGUGAGAGCUUGAAAAACUUGACUUCAACCACCUACACGAAGGAAAAAUGAAGACAGAGGCUGUGAAGACGAGACGUGAGACAUGGAGCGAACACUUGUUAGAGUUAGCGUUGUGUUAGAUGAUAGAGAUGUUACUAUUUUGACUCUAAAUUUAAAAACAUAUCCACAAUAUCUGAGAAACCAAAGUGUAACACACUGAAUUCAAAUCUUCUGUUACUUCUUUAUGAAUCACUGACGGGUGAUAUUUAUUAGUUUAUUUGUUGAACUAUGGAAUCUUUAUUUUAAGUGAAUGUUAUUUGGACUCCCACCAGGAUGAAGUUAAGGUGUCUUUUUACAGAAGAGCCAACAGCCCCUUUAAGACAGAAAAGGCACAUUAGCUGCGAGGUAAAGGCUGCAAUGUGCCGCCUUGUCUUUCUAAAACGCAGGUGUAACAUUUCCUUCUUUUCCAAAAAGCCGCCACUUGGCCUCCACUGGGGUCGGUGUAAACAUGUGACGUGAAGCAUGAAGUUCGGUGUGAACAGGAAGCAGGUCAUUUGUCUUCAAAAUAAAAGCUUUACAUUGCACCCUAUUGGAGUGUAGAACUGGGCUCUGAGCGGGGGGCUUUUAAUUUGAAAGUAGCAUCCGUUAGUAGCUCGCUGCUACAACAACGAGCGGACAGUGAAGACAGCUACAGAGACGGAGGAGACGCUGCAUCUCCUGUCCAGUUAACGCACAACAGUUCAGGUCAUCGACACCUCCGCCCACCUCAGGCAGAAGCCGGCACCUCGACAUGGAUUUACUCUGAUUUAGUGUUCCCUCCGAGGCGUCAGACUGGCGGAUCACAACAGACCUCCAAUUUACUGCCUUCUGUGUGAAUCUGCGGACCGAGCUGCGAGGAGGACGGCCACACUGGCGGCUUGCUGCCCAAAAUAAAAACCACUAAUUAUCUGUUGAUCUUUGUACAGAUGCAAGUCUCAUAACAGCAUCAGUGCUACAAAAGACAUUUUCAAUCAACUUGAAUCAAAUUGUGACAUUAACUGGUAAAUAUUUCACAGAUAAACAACUUCACCCCACAUAGUCGCAUGUAAAUAUGGUUGAUGUAACAUUUUCUUCACUCUUCACUCGGUCCAAUCAUUUUGUUUACAUAUACAUUUAUAUGAUAUAAUAACCUGUAGACUGUGUGUGUCUAACCACUAUUCAAAUUUGAAUAUGUAUUAGCAAUAAAAAUGAGAAC
Molecule: messenger RNA, 4479 nt
Organism: Acanthopagrus latus (yellowfin seabream)
Lineage: Eukaryota; Metazoa; Chordata; Actinopteri; Spariformes; Sparidae
Gene: adgrf3b
Product: adhesion G protein-coupled receptor F3b
Exons: 19
Coding region: 183-3317 (1044 amino acids)
Biological process (GO): G protein-coupled receptor signaling pathway; cell surface receptor signaling pathway
Cellular component (GO): membrane
Molecular function (GO): G protein-coupled receptor activity
Source: RefSeq, a predicted model, not a curated record